UAUCUUAGAUUAUUCUUCUAUAGUCACUUCAUAGUUUUUCGGUUUGGGGGUUGGGAAGAAAAAAAUGUUUUCUGGUUUUCAGUAAAUUAUAAUUGGGUUUAAAUUUUUUGUCCACAAUCUGUGCAAGAAAUGGGAAAUAUAUGUUGUUGUGCACAAGUAGACCAGUCGACGGUUGCUAUUAGGGAGCAGUUUGGUAAAUUUGACGAAGUACUAGAGCCUGGAUGUCGUUGCGUCCCUUGGUUCCUUGGAAAACGUUUGGCUGGCCAUCUCUCCCUUCGGCUGCAGCAGUUGGAUGUGCGCUGUGAGACAAAGACAAAGGACAAUGUAUUUGUCAAUGUAGUGGCAUCAGUACAGUACCGUGCCCUGGCAGACAAGGCCAGUGAUGCUUUUUACAGACUCAGCAACACCAGGAAUCAAAUUCAGGCCUAUGUCUUCGAUGUUAUAAGGGCAAGCGUCCCAAAAAUGAAUCUUGAUGAUGCUUUCGAGCAGAAAAAUGAAAUUGCUAUGGCCGUUGAAGAUGAACUUGAGAAGGCUAUGUCUGCUUAUGGGUACAAAAUUGUCCAGACUCUAAUUGUUGACAUAGAACCAGACGAGCAUGUUAAGAGAGCAAUGAAUGAAAUUAAUGCUGCUGCUAGGCUGAGGGUGGCUGCUAACGAGAAGGCAGAGGCUGAAAAGAUUUUGCAAAUUAAGCGAGCUGAAGGUGAAGCAGAGGCUAAGUAUCUCUCGGGCUUGGGUAUUGCUCGCCAACGUCAAGCAAUUGUCGAUGGUUUGAGAGAUAGUGUGCUUGGUUUCUCAGUUAAUGUGCCUGGAACCACUGCAAAGGACGUAAUGGAUAUGGUACUCGUCACUCAGUAUUUCGAUACGAUGAAAGAAAUUGGGGCUGCUUCCAAGUCUUCUGCUGUGUUCAUUCCACAUGGACCUGGUGCAGUCCGUGAUGUGGCUACCCAGAUUCGUGAUGGACUUCUUCAGGCUUCUACUCAGGAUCAUUUGUCUUAAAUUCCAGGUUGCUUUUCAGAUAUUCUAAUCUAAGCAAGCUUUAUUUGUAUUGUCGUUUGAUUCCCAUGUACUAAAUCUAUUUUCUGUUUGGUUUUGUGGAUACUGGCUAUUGUACUUUCCAAUAACUCGAUGUAUUAUACAUACUACUGUUUCGCAUAGUAUGAUCUAUAAUACAUGUGCUACUACUGUAAAGUCUUGAACA
This is a messenger RNA of Olea europaea var. sylvestris, 1198 nucleotides long. Its product is annotated as hypersensitive-induced response protein-like protein 1. The transcript has 5 exons. Bases 130 to 996 code for a protein of 288 amino acids. NCBI's taxonomy places the organism in Eukaryota, Viridiplantae, Streptophyta, Magnoliopsida, Lamiales, Oleaceae. The record is from RefSeq and is a predicted model, not a curated record.